GCAUUCAGAAUGGUCCAGCGUUUGACCUACCGUCGUAGGCUGUCCUACAAUACAGCCUCUAAUAAAACUAGGCUGUCCCGAACCCCAGGUAAUAGAAUCGUUUACCUUUAUACCAAGAAGGUUGGGAAAGCACCGAAAUCUGCAUGUGGCGUGUGCCCAGGCCGACUUCGAGGAGUUCGUGCUGUGAGGCCUAAAGUGCUUAUGAGGUUGUCUAAAACGAAAAAACAUGUCAGCAGGGCCUACGGUGGUUCCAUGUGUGCCAAGUGUGUUCGUGACAGGAUCAAGCGUGCUUUCCUUAUCGAGGAGCAGAAAAUCGUUGUGAAAGUGUUGAAGGCACAAGCACAGAGUCAGAAAGCUAAAUAAAAAUCAAAAGGCUUGAUCUGUUAUUGCUGUUGUAAUUUGUUAGUAUACCCAUUUCUAUGGUGUUUGGGGAUUUCAUUAUUUUUAGGUGAUUGCUUUUUCUGAAACAGAGGAAAUGGAGGUUAGUGAUAGGUAGAAUUUUUUGAUGGCAGCUCUGGAAGACUUGGACGGUUUGAGAAAAGUGGCCCUUAAAAAAAUCUGGAUGUUUCUUUUAAUUCCUCUGAAUAAUUUCCAUAGAGUUUCCUUCAGCACCAAUGUUGACAGGACAGAAUAACGGUGUUCAAUAAGUUCUUUGGAAUGGAAUCUUACACCAUCUUAUUUAAACCUUACAUUUCUUUAGGUCAGUUCAAAAUGGUCUAUAUUGGAGAGCUUGGAACUUCAUAUUCAGCAAAUAAUGAGCUCUUAAAUACAAAACUUGUCAUAGAUCUAAUGAAAUUCAAACUGGUUGAUGUUGAAUUUAUAAUCAUUUCAGAAAUUAAAGUAACAGACCUUGGUUAUAUUUA
Messenger RNA from Mustela lutreola (European mink), 863 nucleotides. It is a transcript of the gene RPL34, whose product is annotated as ribosomal protein L34. Bases 10 to 363 code for a protein of 117 amino acids. The transcript is spliced from 4 exons. NCBI's taxonomy places the organism in Eukaryota, Metazoa, Chordata, Mammalia, Carnivora, Mustelidae. Gene Ontology annotation, molecular function: structural constituent of ribosome. The record is from RefSeq and is a predicted model, not a curated record. Gene Ontology annotation, biological process: translation. Gene Ontology annotation, cellular component: ribosome.